AUGCAGGCUCCUAAAGGCCCAGUAGCCUUAGGGGUGGGAGACUGCAUCGCUCAGAUGCUAGUUUUACCCAGCCGUCAUGGGGACUAUCCAUCAUUGUCUGGUACUAGAGGAGACAGAGGAUUUGGAUCAUCAGAUUCAGCCUUUGUUGCCCUCUUUCUUAGAUUGGAUGAGCACCCCAUGCUAACAAUGUCACUCAAUGGGCGAAAAAUAUCUGGACUGCUAGACACAGGAGCAGACCGCUCUAUUAUAGCUGAAAAGGACUGGCCACUAACCUGGCCUACCCAGACGGCACAACAAACACUGCAAGGCUUAGGAUCAAUUCAUGCACCUAAAAUUAGUAGUCAGAUAAUUAAAUUGGAAGACAAUGAGGGACACUCAGGAGAAUUCAUACCCUAUGUUCUCCAGCUCCCAGUUACCUUAUGGGGGAGAGAAGUGCUCUCUGCCCUAGACUUGACCUUGUGCAAUGAAUAUUCUCACACAGCCAGGAGAAUUCUUAAAAAUCAAGGGUAUGAACCAGGCAAAGGAUUAGGCAAAGACCUGCAAGGAAGGCCUUUCCCCAUCCAGGCACAACCACGCGUUCAGAGGCAAGGUUUGGGUUUUUAG
Molecule: messenger RNA, 603 nt
Organism: Cavia porcellus (domestic guinea pig)
Lineage: Eukaryota; Metazoa; Chordata; Mammalia; Rodentia; Caviidae
Product: endogenous retrovirus group K member 6 Pro protein-like
Exons: 1
Coding region: 1-603 (200 amino acids)
Biological process (GO): proteolysis
Molecular function (GO): nucleic acid binding; aspartic-type endopeptidase activity
Source: RefSeq, a predicted model, not a curated record